This is a messenger RNA of Thermothielavioides terrestris NRRL 8126, 1318 nucleotides long. RefSeq lists its product as uncharacterized. The coding region runs from base 225 to 965 and encodes 246 amino acids. Lineage: Eukaryota; Fungi; Ascomycota; Sordariomycetes; Sordariales; Chaetomiaceae. The transcript has a single exon. Gene Ontology annotation, molecular function: protein binding. The record is from RefSeq and is a predicted model, not a curated record.
CCAGACACAUCCAUUGAUUUCGGACAGAGGACACCCGGGCUGACGGAGGCCAGAUACGGGAUGAUGGGGCAGGAUGGUGUUGUGCCUCAAGCAUGCAUAUCCUACCCCUCGGAGCACCUGCAGUGUAUUUAGUUUGAACGUCCUCCAUCAGAACCCUUACUUGUCCUCUGCGCUCUCCAUUCACCGUAACAGAACCUCACUGACCAGCAAUAAUCAGAAGCUUCAUGGCUCAAUCAUCCGAAGCGGUGCGAUACUCCCAGGGCAAUAAGAACAUUGGCGCAGCCCGCGACUUCCCGUGGGAGCACGCCGUCCCGCAGAACCGAUUCUGGGAUGACCUCCCGUUCACCGUCGGCCGCAACUUUCUGAGCCUGUUCGGCGCGGAUGAGCAGCCGCCGCCGUCCUUCGACGAUGCCCAGAGCGGCGCGCUGAGCAAGACCGAGAAGCUGCAACUGCUCCUUAAGAUCCUCCGCGAGCGGCUGGCCACCAAGGAGGCAGACGCGGCGCCGCAAACCUUCUACGACGUGGACUACGAAGCCUGGAAUAAAACAUGGCUCGCCAUCGCGGGUAUCCAGCACGAGCUUGGGGACGCAGCCGAGGAAGAGACGCUGCGCAUGCUGAUCGAGCGGAGGAAGGACCCGUCCAAUCUCUCGCACCUCCACAGCCUGUGCGGCGUGCUCCUAAACCAGGGCCGCUAUCGCGAGGCCGAGACCUCCGAGGUGGCGGUAAGGGAGUGGUUGGACGGCAAGCUGGGCAGGGAGUCGCCUCAGGCGCUGGCCGCGAGGCGCAUGAUUGCGCAGGCUGUCUGGAUGCAGGGGCGGCGCGCAGAGGCCGAGCAGCUGAUGGAAGAGGUCGGCCGGAUCAUCGAGCGCACUGCGGACGACAGUCCCUACGCCGUGUAUCGGGACCAACAGCGCGAGAUGACGGACGAGCUGUGGGAGAAACUGAGAAAGGAGGAUGACGGGUAAAAGAAAAGACGCUUUGAGGACGACAUUGCAUCCAUGGAUGAAACACCGAACGGAAUACCGUCCCUCGGAGGCUUGGGCAGCCCAGAAUACCGCUGGAGUCAGGGCGCAUAGUCCCUUGCAACUUGCAGGACUAUCUUCUCCGAGCUUGCGCAUGUAUCGGUGGCGGUUUGGCCAGAGAAACAGAAAAAGCCGGAUCUUGGACCUUCCAGCUGCACAUGAAUGCAUGAGCCCGCACUGGCAGCUUCCCAGAGAUUGUCUUUUGCCAAUGCCAGCUGAUAAUUUAAGAGACUGGUAGUGUAAGAACGGAGUAACCUCAAUGAGAUGGCACCCUAUUUCCAUACUCAGCACCCUGC